AUGAACACUACAAAGCCAUUCAUGUCUCGUUUAUCUGCCUUGCUUCGGAAGAAACCGUUCCCCAUAUCUUCUCCCGGGCCACCUUUACCCUCCGGCAUACUCGUUGAUGAAGAGAUCUCGCCAGUAUACGAUUCCAAGUACUUCUACCCAGCGAAGCCUGGAGAGGUACUCGGUGAUCGUUACCAAAUCAUGGUCAAGGUUGGUUGGGGCGUAUCUUCAACAGUAUGGCUCGGGCGUGAUUUGCAAGGGCAUAUCGAAGAGCCAGAGAGUAUUAUAGCACUGAAAAUCGCCAAGAACAAUGCGAGUUCCGCUGGUCACGAGCGCGAAGUUGAAGACCAUAUUUCCACGGCAGACCCAUCACAUCGCGGUCGCUCACUUAUGCGAACAUUGUUAGACUCUUUUGAAGUGAAAGGUCCAGAAGGUUCUUAUUCGCGUCUUGUGUAUCCGCCCAUGAGGGAGUCAUUGUCGAUGUAUCAGCGGCGCUUUGACGAUAGAAAGAUACCGCUGCCCCUCAUUAAAACAUACAUUCGUGCUCUUCUUACGGGGCUUGAUUAUCUGCACAGAGAAUGCAGGACAGUUCAUACGGAUCUAAAGCUUGAGAACAUUAUGGUCUCAUUCGAGGAUCCAGCCGUGCUUGCUGAUUUCAUGAAUUCUCAGCUUGAAAACCCGAUUGUUUUUAAGUUUGAUUCAGCGGGAAGGCCAGUAUAUCAGUCCCGUAAUGACUUCGGGCCGCUCAAAAGCCUGAGAAGUAUACCACAGCUUGUCGACUUUGGCUUGGCAACUAGACUCGAAGAAGACGACGACUGGGGCGUUUGGCCCAUUCAGCCAGACCACUAUCGGGCGCCAGAAGUGAUUCUGGGUAAUGGAUGGCAAAUGCCUGUGGAUAUUUGGAAUCUUGGUGUUCUGUUGUGGGAUAUGAUCGAAGGCAAAGAGCUAUCUCGGCAUAUUCAUGAUCAAAAAGGUCGCUACGAUGCUAAACUACACAUUGCUGAAAUGAUAGCAUUACUCGGUCCACCUCCUCUAGAGGUCAUAUAA
Penicillium cinerascens is the source of this 1035-nucleotide messenger RNA. RefSeq lists its product as uncharacterized. The record is from RefSeq and is a predicted model, not a curated record. The transcript is spliced from 4 exons. The coding region runs from base 1 to 1035 and encodes 344 amino acids. Gene Ontology annotation, molecular function: ATP binding; protein kinase activity. Gene Ontology annotation, biological process: regulation of mRNA processing; protein phosphorylation; spliceosomal complex assembly. Lineage: Eukaryota; Fungi; Ascomycota; Eurotiomycetes; Eurotiales; Aspergillaceae.